Messenger RNA from Protopterus annectens (West African lungfish), 1515 nucleotides. It is a transcript of the gene COPS6, whose product is annotated as COP9 signalosome subunit 6. Lineage: Eukaryota; Metazoa; Chordata; Ceratodontiformes; Protopteridae. Gene Ontology annotation, molecular function: protein binding; metallopeptidase activity. Gene Ontology annotation, cellular component: COP9 signalosome. Gene Ontology annotation, biological process: protein deneddylation. The transcript has 10 exons. The record is from RefSeq and is a predicted model, not a curated record. Bases 161 to 1108 code for a protein of 315 amino acids.
UUUAGUCAAGUCAAUAAUAUUCCUCGAACUUCGCGAAGCACGUAACCCACAUACGUGCAGACGGCGUAACGUCAAAUAUUCUCCGCAGUGCGCGUUGAGAAAGUCAACAGUUAUCUGCGAUUGCGCAGUAGAAAAGGAAAAGAAAGUGUGGGUACCAAGGAUGGCAGCGGCAAACGAAACCGGAAUGGAGGUUGACCCUUCAGUUCCCAAUGUGAUGGCAUCUGGCGUUACUGGAAGUGUGUCUGUAGCAUUGCACCCAUUAGUUAUUCUCAACAUUUCAGACCAUUGGAUACGUAUGCGUUCUCAGGAAGGAAGACCAACACAAGUCAUUGGAGCCUUGAUUGGCAAACAGGAGGGUCGAAACAUCGAGGUGAUGAACUCCUUUGAGCUGCUAUCUCACACUGUAGAGGAAAAAAUUGUUAUUGACAAGGAAUACUACUACACAAAGGAAGAGCAAUUUAAGCAGGUGUUUAAGGAGUUGGAGUUCCUUGGCUGGUAUACCACUGGAGGGCCCCCAGAUCCAUCAGAUAUUCAUGUUCAUAAGCAGGUGUGCGAGAUAAUCGAGAGCCCUCUCUUUCUGAAGCUGAAUCCUAUGACAAAGCACACAGAUCUUCCAGUCAGUGUGUUUGAAUCUGUGAUCGACAUCAUUAACGGUGAGGCAACAAUGUUGUUUGCUGAACUGACCUACACACUUGCUACAGAGGAGGCAGAGCGGAUUGGGGUCGAUCACGUGGCUCGUAUGACAGCUAUGGGCAGUGGAGAAAAUUCCACGGUGGCUGAACAUCUCAUUGCCCAGCACAGCGCAAUCAAAAUGUUACACAGCAGGGUGAGGCUGAUCUUGGAGUACGUGAAGGCUGUGGAGACUGGAGAAGUACCAUUUAACCAUGAGAUUCUGAGGGAAGCCAAUGCACUUUGUCACCGUCUGCCAGUUCUCAGUACUGAGAAAUUCAAAACAGAUUUCUAUGAUCAAUGUAAUGACGUGGGACUCAUGGCCUACCUUGGCACCAUCACCAAAAGCUGCAACACAAUGAGUCAGUUUGUGAACAAAUUCAACAUUUUGUAUGAUCGACAGGGAAUUGGUCGUCGUAUGCGGGGGCUUUUCUUUUGACAGAACUUUAAAUGGACAAAAAGAAAAAUAUCCAAAACCUACAUGAUGAUACAAGCACUUUGGGUACAUGUGCCUGUUAGAUCAUCACAGAAGACAGCAAAUGACUGUGACAGGAGCUUACUGUCUCUUGUGCUUACGCUGUGAAAUAGGCUUUUGACCUGUAGAAAGAAAACAUGUUUUUAAACCAGAAAAUCUGUCUGAGGAAGAAAAGGUUGUGUAUCAGACCCUUGAAGCUGUACAACAGAGUUUAUGCAUUGGACAUAGGACAUUUUCCUUGAGUGCAGAAAACCAGCAUUCGUAGGAUGAACGUUACUGUCUGUUUCUGGAUGAGCUCAUGAUGCUAUACAUGUCUGACUUAAUAUUUGUUUUUCUCCCACUGUUUAUAAUAAACAACAUAUCAAAUCUGA